Helicoverpa zea (corn earworm) is the source of this 1587-nucleotide messenger RNA. Its product is annotated as tetraspanin-18-like. The transcript is spliced from 5 exons. The coding region runs from base 832 to 1413 and encodes 193 amino acids. Gene Ontology annotation, cellular component: membrane. NCBI's taxonomy places the organism in Eukaryota, Metazoa, Arthropoda, Insecta, Lepidoptera, Noctuidae. The record is from RefSeq and is a predicted model, not a curated record.
ACACUAUCCUUCAUUUUAGCAAAUAAUGUUUCUAUAAAGUUGGAUUUACUUGAACUUCUUGUACUGUUUCAAACUCAGUAGAUUAAGACAUCAAUUAAUUUUCGACUUUGUUAUAACUCAUUUUCAAAAUAUAUUUUUCAAGAACCACUGCACUUUAUCUAUUAGAUAGUAUCAUAAUAAGUUCUUCUUUAGCACCAUUGAAUACCAAAUACCUACACUCAAGUGGUUGAUUAACAUUGACACAUUCCACUUGAGUUUUUCCCACUUCCUUAAUUUUAUCGCGAAAUCUCUGGACUCAUUUACUAGCAACUAAUAUUAUAAAUGCUAUUAGCAUGUGAGUUUUUUUUUUGUUAGUGACACUUUCAUGCUAAAACGUCUUAACCGAUUGAGGCGAAAGUCAUGGAACUAAGUUAAUUUAAUAUUACAUCAACCCCGAUACCAUUGGAAAUUAGAAGGACUCGGAUAGAAUGUAAAUACUUUUUGUCCGAUUGAGGGAAUAAGUGCUCUCAGAAAAAGUUGAGCUGAAUUCAAUACGAUUCGAUUUAAUAUAUACCAUAAUGUGUACAGGUAACAGGCUGGUGGGUAAAAUUAAAAGAAACAAUUAUGGACCCUGUCGGGCACAGCAAAGUUAGUUUUUAGAGAAGAGAACGAAGAGCAUUUAGGUACCUAUACUACACGGUCUACCGACUAACAAUUCUCGGCACAGCUUAUUUUUAACACACGGUAAUAUAAUAAAAGAUUUCGAUCUGCAAAACCUAUCUAAGUACUUAUAAAUCUAUAAAGAUUAUUGGGCUAGGCCUGAUUGGUGUUGGAAUAGCAUUUUUUUACUACAUGGACCAAAUACCAAAAGAAAUAUCCGUAAUAAUAAACUUGGAUUACGUUCCUUACGAAGCCAUUGCUGUAGGAAUUUUCGUUUUCCUUAUUGCUUCUUCCGGAUUCUUUGGAGCAAUUGCUGAACAAACAUGUCCACUUAUAACUUAUUCUGUAUUUAUGGGAUUUUUCGCAGCCACAAAGAUGGCUAUUAUAAUACUGUUGGUAAUCAAGUUGCCUGAUUUCACAAAUGAAGUGAAAGCUGAAGUAAACAAUGCUUUCGUGGAGCCCGCUCACAAUAUGACAUUCCACGUCAUCGAAAUAUUGUUGCAAUGCUGCGGUACAACAGGACCAGAUUCUUAUAAAACCGACUAUAAUUUAGUGCCCGUAUCAUGCUGUAAGGAUCCUCAAGAGCAAACUGAAUUAUUUUGUUCCAAGGAAAAUGCCUUUGAAAAAGGGUGCACGACUAUGGUAGCAGAAUACUUCAAUACUUAUGUGACAUAUUUUGGAUAUGGAUUAAUAGGAAUGAUGGUUUGGGAGUUAUUAUCCACGAGCUCUUCAAUUUAUAUUUUGACUACUGCAAGAUCGAAAUUUUUCAGUUAAUAUUGAAAUAACAUGUUGGUUUGUUUUAAUCGAAUUUUUCUGCUCAUGACUUUUAAUGAUUUUUAAUUAAGCGAUUGCAGGAAAACUUCUUCAAAACUAAUGUGUAAAAGAUCCUUUGUUAUUUUAAAUUCUAUAUUAUUUAUUGAAGUUAUAUAAAGAAUUAUACCUUACUGU